Fusarium oxysporum Fo47 is the source of this 462-nucleotide messenger RNA. RefSeq lists its product as uncharacterized. The annotation marks the transcript as partial. The transcript has a single exon. The record is from RefSeq and is a predicted model, not a curated record. Lineage: Eukaryota; Fungi; Ascomycota; Sordariomycetes; Hypocreales; Nectriaceae.
CUUCGGCCCAAGCCAGGGGAGGUUUACUGCGCCUACCAUGAGCAAUCUCAACGGCAUCUUGCCGCGGUAAUCCUCCCGCUUACAGACCCCGGCAGCAUCGGCAUCUUAGGUACGAUGGAGACAUUAGGCUUAUCAAAGAAUGUACCGAAUUGCGUUGUUUUUAAUGUGAACUCUAGGAGGCUUGAGUGGCGUGAUGGAUAUGGGGACGGUGAACCAUCGUCGCAUGCACGAAAAUAUCCGGUUAUAUAUUUUACUGGUCGCAGAUUCCCAGAGAAUGAGGCUGCAGGCUGGGUCUCAGCUGGGGACCUACGAGUACUAAAUGAACAAAGUCUACGACGCUCCGACGUUCCAUUCUAUCGGGCUGUCAGGGCCUACUUGGAGAGACGGACACCCUGUCAAACAUUCAGGGCAAGACUAGGAGAUCCUGACACUCCAUUGAGUAAGUCUCCAACGUCUCUUGCA